GGUGGCAUGCCUCUCGGUCCGAUGCCAACGGCGGGAAUGGCAUAUAUGGGACAAAGUCACUUCCUUGGAAUGCGUACAGCAGCUUCUCAGUAUACCCCUGAUAUGCGGAAGCAGUUUGUUGAAGAACAGCAGAAACGAUUUGAACACCAGCAGAAGGUUUUGGAGGAAGAAAGAAAAAGGCGUCAGUUUGAAGAGCAGAAGCAAAAGCUACGGCUUUUAAGCAGCGUGAAACCAAAGAUGGGUGAAAAAAGCAGAGAUGAUGCCCUGGAAGCUAUUAAAGGGAACCUCGAUGGAUUUUCCAGAGAUGCUAAACUCCAUCCCACACCAACUGCUCAUCCCAAAAAUGCAGAUCAUCCCAAACCAUCUCAUUCUACCGUGUCUGUCUCCCAAACUACCGCCUUUCUUGACGAUGAGGAGUUUAGUGACUUUAUUCAGGGACCUGUCGAAGCCCCGCCAUUUGUGCCUCCAACCUCUUCCCAGCCUUUUCAGUCUUGUCGUCCUGCUUCUCAAGCUGGGCAGCGGCUUUCAGAGAAGGCUGUGGCCCACCCUCUCCCUCCAGCCCAGUUUCCUGUAACCUCCGUCCUCCAGGGCGCUGUGGGACCAGUACCCUAUUUCUCUCCUUCUCCAGCUUCACAAAACACUCAGAAAACAGGCUGUUUCUUAGAAGACAAGCCCUUGGCAACUUGCGGGUUGAGUGAAUUUGGGCAGAUCAAACAUAAGGCGUCUGAGGUUGAGCUCAGUGCUGCCGCUUCAGCUGUAAACAGCCCUGGUCCCCAGUUAGCAGCCAGUGGCAGGAAGUCCCUAGGGGAACUUCCCAAGGGAACCCCCUGUCCAGAGGCAAACAAGGCUUCAGACCAAAAGCUGCCAGUUCAAGAGCGCGGUGUUGGAGUUUUUCCUUCACAGGAUCCAAUUCAGCAAAUAAUGCCUCCAUGGAUUUACAAUGAUAAUUUAAUUCCAGAUCUUUAUAAGAAGAUUCUCGAAACCACCAUGACACCAUCCGGGAUAGAUACCGGCAAACUCUAUCCAAUUCUGAUGUCCUCUGGGCUUCCCAGAGAAACUCUUGGACAAAUUUGGGCCUUAGCCAAUCGCACCACUCCAGGGAAGCUGACAAAAGAGGAACUCUACACCGUUUUGGCUAUGAUUGCAUUAACUCAGAGAGGAGUUCCAGCCAUGAGCCCUGAAGGUUUAAACCAGUUUCCUUCUGCCCCCAUCCCUACCUUAAGUGGGCUUCAGAUGGCCAUCCCUGUCACAGUGAGCCAACAGUCUAUGAUGCCUCCUGGGCCAUCGGUUUCCAUGCCUCUUAGUAUAGGACCAACAUUGGUGGGGAUCAACAUGGCGGCACCAAUGGGUGCAGCCACCACACAGGCUUCCAGCAGUUUCAUCCAACCUUUCCCUACAAACCAGGUCCCAAAAACAGAUGAUGAUGACUUCCAAGAAUUCCAAGAUGCGUCCAAGUCAGGGGGACUGGAUGAUACUUUUACGGAUUUUCAAGGGGAAGUGCCUGGAUCCAACAAAAUGUUAGCAGCACAGCAGCGGAGCAGUGCUCCUUCAAUGCUGAUACCCCUGUCAGGCCCCAAAGUGACACCUGCUGUGGAUAAAUAUGCUGUCUUUAAAGGAAUUGCAUCUGACAAGCCUGCUGAAGGUACUGUCCUGGUUCUGACAGACAAUGGAGAUAAAUACAGUGCUUUUCGAGAACUGGAGCAGCCAUCGGAGAGUAAAUCUAUAGGCGAGAGCUUUGCAGAUUUCAAGUCCCCGGGAACCGAUGACGGCUUCACUGACUUCAAAACCGCGGACAGCAUCUCUCCACUAGAACCGCCAACAAAGGACAAAGCCUUUCCUUCCCCUUUCUCUUCCCUUUCUCUACAGUCCAAACAACAACCCCAAGCAAAGCCGCCUCUGAAUUUGGCAGACCUGGAUCUGUUCUCCUCAGCCUCAACUGGAGAGAGCCAACCCACUCUCUUUCCAGCUGCGUACAAUUCCCCCAAACCAGCAACUUUUGCUACACCAUCACACCCAACACCGGCCGCCGCCACUACUCUGCCCAUGCCAGGCAGUAGCUCGGCCCUGGCCAGUGACUUUGCCGACUUCAACCUUUUUGGCGGGUUGUCGAGUUGUCCUCCGGCUACCACUCAGGACGAAUUUGCAGACUUCAUGGCUUUCAAUAACAGCGCCGUCUCUCUGGAGCAGCAGCUGGAUGAUAAACACAGCACCCUCAAGCAAGACGCCAACGCCGUUCCCCCUGCUGGCUCCUUAGCCGGCGUCGUCAAGAACGGGCAGAGCCCCGUGGCUGCUUCCAACAAAUACGACAUCUUCAAGCAGCUGUCUCUGGACAGCCCCGGGUUGGGGUUUGAGGAACUAAAAGACCACACUCCUUCCUCGGUGAAAAGCGAAGACGACUUUGCUGAUUUCCACUCGAGCAGGUUUUCCUCCAGCUCGGAAAAAUCCCUCGUCGACAAACUGGCCGCUUUCAAGCACACCAAGGAGGACUCGGCUUCCGUCAAGUCUCUUGACCUCCCAUCCAUUGGUGGCAGCAGCGUGGGCAAGGAGGAUUCGGAAGACGCCCUCUCUGUCCAGUUUGACAUGAAACUGGCAGAUGUGGGAGGAGACCUUAAGCAUGUCCUGUCUGAUAGCUCUCUGGAUUUACCAACGGUUAGUGGUCAACAUCCACCAGCAGCAGAUCUCGACGACUUGAAGUGUGCCCCGUUUGGCAGUUACGGCAGUGGAUCUCUUCUGAGUAGCUUCCCAAGCUAUGACUGGUCUGAUAAAGAAGAUGCCUGUCAGAGCAGAAAGUCUGUCCCCUUCUCCCUUCCUGCAGGGAACGGAUCCUCCUUAGCCACCUCGGUUCUCCAGAAGAAGGAGACGUUUUUUGGCAGCUCUGAAAAUAUCACCGUGACCACCGUUUCCAAGGUAACGACUUUUGCGAACGAGGAUGCUCUCCAAGACGUGAAGUUCUCCUCUUUUGCCAACUUCAGCGAUUCCAGGCCUCACUCGGUGGACCAAAGCGAGGAUGAAGUGGAAGACUUUGGAGAGUUUGCUCGAACACUGGAGGACGGAAGCGAGAGGCCCGCCACAGGCGGACCUCAAGAGGCCGAUUCAGCAGCUGGGAAAGAAGUCUUUGACGACUUUGGAGAGUUUCAAGGGGAGAAACCCAAGAUCAGCAAAUUUGACUUUUUACUGGCAACUUCCCAAGGGAAAAUGAAAUCCAGUGAAGAAAUGAUCAAAAGCGAGCUGGCCACUUUUGACCUCUCUGUUCAAGGUUCUCACAAAAGGACCCUAAGUUUGGGCUCCUCACCUCUGCCACCCGUGGAGCAGCCUUUCAGAGAUCGAUCAAACACUCUGAGCGAGAAGCCUUCACUGCCAGUCAUCCGAGACAAGUACAGAGAUCUUACUGGGGAAGUAGAGGAAAGUGAGAGAUAUGCCUAUGAAUGGCAGAGAUGCUUGGAAAGUGCGCUGCAGGUCAUCAAGAAAGCAAACGACAUCCUGAACGGAAUCAGCAGUUCUUCUGUAUGUACUGAAGUCAUCCAGUCUAUGCAGGGCAUGGAAUAUUUAUUAGGGGUCGUUGAAGUUUAUCGAGUCACGAAGCGAGUGGAGCUGGGCAUCAAAGCCACUGCCGUCUGCAGUGAGAAACUCCAGCUGCUCCUGAAGGAUAUCGAUAAAGUGUGGAAUAACCUGAUUGGAUUUAUGUCCCUUGCAGCCUUAACGCCUGAUGAAAACUCACUGGAUUUCUCCUCCUGUAUGCUUCGCCCAGGAAUUAAAAAUGCUCAGGAACUGGCCUGUGGGGUGUGCCUCUUAAAUGUGAACUCAAGGAGCAAGAAAGAAGAAAUGCCUCUGGAAGAACAUCCUAGAGAAGCCUUCAACUCGGAGACGGACAGCUUCAAGCUUGCCUACGGAGGGCAUCAGUACCACGCCAGCUGUGCUAACUUCUGGAUCAAUUGCGUAGAGCCCAAACCUCCAGGCCUUCUGUUGCCCGACCUCCUUUAA
Messenger RNA from Protobothrops mucrosquamatus (brown spotted pit viper), 3981 nucleotides. RefSeq names its product synergin gamma (gene SYNRG). Gene Ontology annotation, molecular function: protein binding. The annotation marks the transcript as partial. NCBI's taxonomy places the organism in Eukaryota, Metazoa, Chordata, Lepidosauria, Squamata, Viperidae. The record is from RefSeq and is a predicted model, not a curated record. Gene Ontology annotation, cellular component: clathrin coat of trans-Golgi network vesicle. The transcript is spliced from 20 exons.